GGGGGGGAGACGGGGAGCGGGGGGGCCCGGUAGGCCGCGGGGCGAGGCGCGGGGGCGGCCUGGCGGAGGGGCGCGGGAACUCCCCUCAGCGCCGCGCCCCCUCCCUGACAGGCCUCGGGAGGGGCUGUCGUGAGGAGUCGCGACGCGGGGGCUGUCGCGGUGGGCAGCGCAGCCUGCCCCCCCGCCCUCCCCUCCUUCCCCGCCUCGUACCCGGGUGCAGGCCCCGUGCAGGCCCAAGGAGGCGGCCCCGGCCCUCCGGGGGCCUGCGAGCGGUGCGGCCGGGCCUGGCGGGGUGCGGGCCCCCUCGGCCGGGCCUGGCGGGGUGCGGGCCCCCUCGGCCCCCCUCACAAAGGAGGUGGCGGGCGUCAGAGCCGCCUCUCCCGUCCCGCUGACACCUGGGGAACACCGGCGGGGCCGCCGCGGGCGGCGGGGGCAAGGCCGGCGGCGGAAGGGGCUGAUAGGGGUGCGACACAAUAAAUAAUCGCUAUUUAUAAACUUCGGAAGUGCUUUAGCUCCCGCGGUGGCCUUCCCGCCUUUUGGUUGCGGGUUUGUUUGUUGUUGCUUUUUUCCUCCACAAACUCACUUCAUCGGAGGCCGGGGAAGUGUCGCCACUCGAGGAAAACCUCUGUCCCAGACUUCAGUGUGGCUCCACUGUGCCAAAAAGAAGCCCCGAGUCCCCCUCGGCGCUGCCAGCGAUGGAUGCAGGCCUAAGUGUGAGACUAUGAGGUUGACUCCUCACUGCACUGUGAAAACCAUUAGGAAAAAGUCCUUGGGGUUAAAACCUGGGGCUCCACAGUGUUACCUGCACUUGGGGCUAGAAAUUAAUUUAAAUGGCGACUGAUCUGUCUGAAGCUGAACCCGUGCAUCAUAAGGCGCUUCCACUCUUAACGGGAGCUCAGCUGAUCCACACGGACAAGUUAAGUGAGAAAGUUGAAGACGACACGAUGCCGAUCCGUCGCUCAGUGAAUAACUCUUCCCGGGAAACUCCUCCCAAAAGCAAACCUGCUGAAGGUGAAGAGGUCAAAGCAGAUGCGGAAGUAACUUCUGAGGAGUCUGCCUCUGUUGGAGAAGAACAAGAGAGUGAAACCCUGCCUGCUGCAUCCAAUGAAGCAGAACAGCCAAAGGAACCUGAGAAUGAAGGGAAGGGGGAAACAAAGUCCUCAGAAGAAACCAAAAAGGAUGAGAAGGAUCAGUCUAAGGAAAAGGAGAAGAAGGUGAAAAAGACCAUUCCUGCGUGGGCUACUCUUUCUGCUAGCCAGCUAGCUAGGGCACAGAAGCAGACUCAGAUGGCUGCCACCUCACGUCCCAAAAUGGAUGCUAUUUUAACUGAGGCUAUCAGGGCGUGCUUUCAAAAGAGUGGUGCAUCAGUCGUUGCAAUACGUAAAUACAUCAUCCACAAAUACCCUUCCCUGGAGCUUGAGCGGAGAGGCUAUCUUCUAAAGCAAGCGUUGAAAAGGGAGCUGGAGAGGGGACUCAUUAGACAGGUGAAGGGAAAGGGAGCUUCUGGGAGCUUUGUGGUGGUGUCUAGUGCAGGAAAAACUGUUCCAAAAGCCAGAGACAGAAAGAAAAGCACUUCCGCUCCAACUGCAGAGCAACAAGUCAAGCUGGAAGAUAUCCUGCCGCUGGCUUUCACCCGCCUUUGUGAGCCGAAGGAAGCUUCUUACAGCCUGAUCAAGAAAUAUGUGUCUCAGUAUUACCCCAAACUCAAAGUAGAUAUAAGACCCCAGCUCUUGAAGAAUGCCCUGCAGAGAGCUGUAGAGAAGGGCCAGUUAGAGCAGAUCACAGGGAAGGGAGCGUCUGGGACAUUCCAGCUGAAGAAAUCAGGGGAGAAGCCCCUGCUGGGUGGGACUCUGAUGGAAGACGCCAUCCUGUCUGCAAUUGCGGCCAUGAACGAACCGAAGACCUGCUCCACCACAGCGCUGAAGAAGUAUAUCCUGGAAAACCACCCAGGGACCAACUCCAACUUCCAGGUGCAUCUACUAAAGAAAACCCUGCAGAAAUGUGAGAAGAAUGGCUGGAUGGAGCAAAUUUCUGGAAAGGGCUUCAGCGGAACCUUUCAGCUUUGCUUCCCUUAUUACCCUAGCCCAGAUGUGCUCUACCCAGAGAAGCAGCAGGAUGAGGACUCCGAGGAAUCUGAUGAGGAAGAAGAGGACGAAUCUGAGGAGGAGGAAGAAUCGGAAGAGGAAGAGUCUGAGGAGGAAGAGCCACCACCAAAGAAGAGGAUGCAGAAGAGGCCGCCUCCAAAAUCACGGAGCAGGGCCCCUCCGAUGAAGCGAAGGGAGUCCAAACCCAAGCCAAGAAAAACCCCCGCGGCCCACCGGGGGAAAGCAAAGCCCCCUCCCAAGGUCAAAACCCCCGCGAAGAAAGCCAAACCAGCAGCCUCAGCCAUCAAGAAACCCUCUGGUGGCAGCUCUUCCAAGAAACCAGCAGCCAGCGGGAGGAAGGAAGUGAAACCCUCGGCCAAGGGCAAAUCCACCAUGAGGAAAUCUCUCCGGGCAAAAAAGUAAAAUUUUUCCACUGUCAGGGAAUCCCAUGGUCAAAUCCACAAUCUUGUUUUAUAAGUCAACGUGCAUUUGUAUUUUAGUUCUGAUGCUUAAACACUUCUGUAAUAUUUUUUUUUUUUUUUUUUUUUUCCUGAAUGAUGGGGGGAAAAAGCUGAAAACUAAGUCAAACCAACCCGAGCGUUUGUUAGAUCCCAAUGCUGUGCCUCGUGUCCGCCCCUCCCCUGGAACAAGUCAUCUUUAGUUUCUGCAAUAAUUUUAGGACUUUUCUAAGACAUAUAUAAUCUGUACAUUUUACGGUGUUCCUCUUGGGUUUCGGGGGGGAGGGUUGGCUUUUAAAAAAAUUCGUCAAAGAAGAUCUUUAUAUCUUUAGACAGCAGGAACAGGAUGAUUGGGGGAAUGUGAUUCUUAAUGAGAAGGUGCAACGGCAGAAGAGUCCUCCCUAGAUCCCCUGCACGACGAGGUCCUUAACGCUUCUGUGAAGAAGCAGUGUACAUACAGCACUUGCACUGAGUCCUGGAGGUGCUUCUUUCUGCUGGGCCGUUAGAGCGACGGGCUGAGGAGGCGGCGCGUUCGGCUCCUUCAGAACCAGCGAGGUUUGUUUGACGGUGAGUCAGAUCUUCAGUAGACGGAGGCUGCAGCAUCUACUGAUGGUCUGAUGCCAGAGGGGCUCCAAAAAGGGGUAGUUCUCCGUUAGGCGGGUGAUUUCAAUUAGUGUUUCCGCACCACAUCUGUUACCUUAAAACCAAAAUAUAUAAAAGUCUUCUUGAAUCCAACUUUCAAAUGUUUUUAAGAGAUGAAGAGCCUGAGUUUUGUCACCUCUUGUUUACCGUUUUUUAAAGAGAAGUUGGAGAGCUAUACAAUUGCUAAUGUAGCGAUGUUGAUAAGUGACGAACAUGCAGUUUGCUAAAAUAAAGUGAAACUAGAUUCCA
This is a messenger RNA of Chroicocephalus ridibundus (black-headed gull), 3433 nucleotides long. RefSeq names its product heterochromatin protein 1 binding protein 3 (gene HP1BP3). NCBI's taxonomy places the organism in Eukaryota, Metazoa, Chordata, Aves, Charadriiformes, Laridae. Gene Ontology annotation, cellular component: nucleosome; chromosome; nucleus. Gene Ontology annotation, biological process: nucleosome assembly; heterochromatin organization. The transcript is spliced from 13 exons. The record is from RefSeq and is a predicted model, not a curated record. Gene Ontology annotation, molecular function: DNA binding; nucleosome binding. The coding region runs from base 831 to 2507 and encodes 558 amino acids.